UGUUAUUAACCACACAGGACUUGCUCGGGGCAAAGAGUGUCAGUUUACUAGCGUUUAAAUCAAGAUCGGCACCAGCGUCAUUGAAGGGUUCAAGUGCUUCGAAGAGCAGUCAUCACUAUGCAAGACGACGAAGGAUCGCCAGUGCUUCAAGAAGCAAACAUCACAACAUUUGGAAAUGAGGUGCCUACUGACUCUUCGGAAUAUGAGACAGCAUCAGACGGGAAUAACUCAGACUUCUCAGAAGACGAGGUACAAUCAGGAUGUACUGUUACCGCAUCUCAAUUGAACUCUCCACAAAGAAUGAAUUCUUUACUAGACAUUGACGAGUUUGUCAUAGCUAAGUGUCGGCUCUGGACAAUCUUUGAUGAAGUCAUUACAACCCUUUUCUUCAGCAUUCUCACUUGGGUAUCUCCAGAAUGGAAUCUGACCACUGACUACAGGGACUAUCUCCGUAAUAAAGGAACUGAUAUUAAAAAGUUGGAAAAACGAUUGAGCAAGAGCCAAAUUGAGAACUUGGAGAGUGACCAUCCGAAGGAGACUUGGGACAUAACAUUAAUGUACGUCCUUUUGCAAUGGUCUGGAGGCUUAGCUAAAAAAGAUGACCAAAAAUGGUCAUCAAAAAAAGGUGCGAAUCCUGAACGGUCUAUCACAGCUCUAAAGGAUUUAAGAAAUGAUUUGGCCCACACUAAAAGGAUAAACAAGGAGCAGUGCUUUGUCAUGAUAAGGAAACUUCGUAAACUCACGAGGAAAAUACAGAAGGGUUUAAAAAUGGACCUUGGUGGCGUUAAUAGCGCAGCAACCAGAAGAGCCAGCAUGAGAGAAAUGAACAAACAUUUUGCAAUAUUCACUCGCCAGAUUGAUGAAAUGAGGGAUGCAACUCUUGGACCCGAGACAUUUGAAAAAUAUGCAGAAACAUUAAAUAUCCUUAAACUGAUGGAACUUGUGAAGUUUGAAGGUUUACCAGUUUUAGAAAAAUAUCUAGGAAAAUUCAUAUGCCUUAGUCCUAUUUCGCAAAUUACUAAACCUUUUUCUGAACACCGAGUCCCUGUUGAUGAUAUUUACACCGAGAUAGCAAUGGAAGACAAGAAUCACAAGAAAGUUCUGCUUGAGGAUAUACUGGAUUAUGCACCGCAUGAUGACCCUAAUCACUUGUUGUUGCUCAUGGGGCAGGCAGGAAUGGGCAAAACAACCAUUGUGAGGAAGAUCAUUUCUGACUGGCUCAAGAAAACUGGGUUCAUCAAAGGACUUGAUUCCUUUGAUCUGCUUUUCCAUGUCGAAUGCAGAGAUCAUAUCGAAUCAUUUAAAGAACUUUUAGUGACCUCCUUAGGAGAUUUUCAAAAGUCGUACAGAGAUAAAGAUCUUAUCACCAUCACUCUAGGUCUUAAAUGUUUGGUCAUCAUAGAUGGAUUUGAUGAAAUAAAUUCCAGAUCAUGCAAUCUUGUCAAAGAUAUUUUCACCUUGAAGAAAUCCCAUAACUUGACUGUUAUUAUUACAACCAGACCUGAUGCUGUGGAUAAAUUGAACAAUCAAGUAAAAUGUGACUAUGCAGAUAUUAUAGCAAUUCGACUUAAAGGGAUACCCAAGCAGAAGACUGAGGAGUUUGUGCAAAAAUAUUAUAUUGGAAUUAACAAAAGCUCUCAAACUUUUCUGGGCAUAGAAGGACUGCUGAAAUAUCUCAAGAGAACCCAACACAAAAUGAGUGAAGUGUGGAAGUUCCCUUAUAAUCUCUGUCUCAUUUCAAUUCUUUGGAAACUGGAGAAAGAUGUCAGUAGCAUAACAACUGAAGCUGAGCUCCACUGGCAAAUUUUCACUGUGUCCAAAUCCAAAUUAGAGGAACGCUUGCAGAGGAAUCAGUCGACGCAGGCUUUAGAACAAAGCGUUUUGCAUAACAAAAUUGAUCAUUUUCUUUGGCAUCUAAGUAGGCAAUCACUCAUAGGAUUACAAAAAGAUGACAUCAUCCUUCCCCAUUCUGCCAAUGAAAAACUUAGAGAAGUUAGCAAUGAUUUGGGACUCCCAGUCGAAGAGUUGGCUGGCGCCUUCUUAAAUGAAGUUAUCACAAGAGGAAAGCAUUAUAGUUUUCCUCACAAAGCAACCCAAGAAUUCUUCGGAGCUUAUCACAUCAAAUUACAGAUAACAGGACAUUCCUAUGAUCCUUGGGAGAUAGCAAAAUGGGUCAAUGAAUUAUCUCAGACAUCCCUCCCAGCACACAUACAGUCCAAAGUCUUGGAUGAAUUGAGAUCACAAACAAAAGCAAAGCUGUCACUGAGAGAUGUUUUUAUAAAGCUUCAAGGCUGUUCUGUACCUUCAUCGCUUGGAAAAUAUCAGAAUACACUGAUCAAUGCACUGAGCAUUUUUCAGGUUACUCCAGAUACAGUACCAAACGAAAUCGUGAUUGAGGCCUUGGAACUCUUAGAGGAGACGGGAUUAAGAGAUAAGAACUCUUGGCUAAAAGUCAUGCAUAAUCUCAAGUGCAAUGACGCAAUAGCCAAGUGGAUAGCAGAGAGGUACGAACUAUUUGAUGAAAACACUGCAAUCACUGAUUUCUCGCUCGAGUCUUACUCAGUAUUACUGAAAGCCAUGAAGCCACCUCUUAGAAACAGAGGAAGCAUUAAGAUUAAGAUUGACCUCAACGAGAGACACUCUGAAAUAGACGAUCUCGCUCGGGGAAUUGACAAGCACAACCUUCUACUAGAUCAAGUGCUCUUCAGGGAACAUCUCAGUGCACGUCCUGUCAUGCUAACCUCAUCAGAAGAAGAUGCCAUUCAGCGGUUACUGAAGAAUUGUCAGGAUUACCGGGGUCUCUGGAAGGAGAAUUUCCAGGUGCCAGAGUGCAUGGAAAUUCUUCGUGUGAGGGUCCUGGACCUCCACACACUAGAGAAUUGUCUCUACCCAGAACUCAAGGGUGUAGACCUGGAAGUAUUAGGUGUUCACCUCGGAGCCGAUUUCAGCAGCACACUCCACCCAAUCCCUUCGGCGAGGAUUCAAAGGGUCGGCGUCAAUAUCCUGGACGUAACUGAAGAAACACUUGAUAAUGUCAAGAACAUCCUUAGAGGACUCCAACCGCAGGAGGACGACGCAGGUGUUCCAUCGGUCAAGCCCACCAGACUUGAAAGGGUGGGCACCAACGAGGACCAAGACAACAACGGACCUUCAGACUACUAA
Messenger RNA from Macrobrachium nipponense, 3162 nucleotides. RefSeq lists its product as uncharacterized. The transcript is spliced from 7 exons. The coding region runs from base 118 to 3162 and encodes 1014 amino acids. Lineage: Eukaryota; Metazoa; Arthropoda; Malacostraca; Decapoda; Palaemonidae. The record is from RefSeq and is a predicted model, not a curated record.